Messenger RNA from Pistacia vera, 489 nucleotides. Its product is annotated as GDSL esterase/lipase 5-like. The record is from RefSeq and is a predicted model, not a curated record. The coding region runs from base 1 to 489 and encodes 162 amino acids. The transcript has 3 exons. NCBI's taxonomy places the organism in Eukaryota, Viridiplantae, Streptophyta, Magnoliopsida, Sapindales, Anacardiaceae. Gene Ontology annotation, molecular function: hydrolase activity, acting on ester bonds.
AUGUACUUAAAUUUACCGCUCUGGGAACCAUACUUACAACCUGGAAGUCAUAAUUUUAGCAAGGGAGCUAAUUUUGCAAGUGCUGGAGCUGGUGUUCUUGAAGAAAGUAGUCCAGAUAGGCUUUACAGCCAAAAACAGCUAAAGUAUUUUAAAGAGGUGGCCAAUUUACUGAAGCAGCAACUCUGUGAUGCAGAGGCCAAAAAGAUACUAGCCGAUGCAAUCUAUUUGUCUAGCUUUGGAGGCGUUGAUUGCAUGACUUUCAUCAGAAGUAUUUCUAAUCCUACCGAAUUACAACAACGGGAACAUGAAAUAUAUGAAAUGGGAGGGAGGAAAUUUACAUUUCAGAAUGUGGGACCUUUGGGCUGCACACUAGGAAUGAAACAAGAGUACGAUCUUAGUGGUGGUGCUUGUGUAGAAGUGCUCCAAGAAAUCGCUAGUCUUCACAAUAGUCUUCUGACACAACCCGUCCCGAAUUUCCUCAUCCCGUAG